Durusdinium trenchii is the source of this 1031-nucleotide messenger RNA. The record is from the annotation of a GenBank genome assembly. Lineage: Eukaryota; Dinophyceae; Suessiales; Symbiodiniaceae.
GUAGAACAUGACCUUUCAUCAGCUUUCCACCUCAAGCGAUCAUGAAGCACCUCCGGAUUGAUGGUCAAAGUACCGAGUUCUAGGGGGCUUGUAUGUCUGGGUUCUGUUGGGGGCGGUGGUUACGGAUAGCCAUGCCUUCGGUGGGGUUCUACAAUGAGAGUGUAGAACUUGACUGGCACUUCAGGGCCUUCAGGGCUCUCAACACCUAUUCGAGUUUUGAGCCUCAAAAAGUGGAGCGUUCCCGGAGGUCGUUUUUUUCCAUCUGAGCCAAAUCUGAUCCCUGAAACUUUGAUCUCGGUGGAAGAACUGCGGACCCCGUUGCACGCCGCGGCUGUCGUUGUUUCUGGUCAGAGUCCCGUGCCGGGCACGCGGCAGCCGCAUGCGCCGGGUCCGCUUGAGGGCUCAGGCCAAUGAAGUGGUCUGGGGCAGGGGCCCCAUGCCUGGUGCUUCUGACCGUGAGCCUCGUGGAGGUGUCACACAGCAUCGCCAUCCAGUCCUAUGCUGAACAGUUGAAGGAGGCACAAGCGGCGGAGGUGCAAAGCGAUCGCUUCUACGCCGAGGUGGCGCUGGCACAGGAGGCGGACGAACGGCAUCUGGCGGAACUGGCAGCUCCGCAGGUCUCCGUCUCCACGGCACUGGCGAUGCUUCGAGGUGUGCUGGCUGAUGGCAAGGCACGGGUGGCCAAGCUGAACAAGCAAGAGGAGGAGUCCAAAGAGCUCUUCCAGAAACAGGAGCGAAGCCACCAGGAGAAGGUCACGAAGAUUCGAGCAAGCUUCCAAGCGAAGCGUUCUGGUGCCUCCGGCAGCGACUCAGCGUCCAUUUCUCUGCCCAAUUCGUUCGUUCCACCGACGCUGGUGGACGAGCUACUGGUCCAAGGUGCGUGAGCACGAGCACAGGCAGUUUCUGGCUGCUUUGCGGAUUCAACAUGCGACCAUGCGAAAGGUCAGCAACAUGUUGAAGAGAGCAGAAAGUCCGCACUGAGGUCAAAACCGUUCUGGAGCGGCAAGGUGUUGCCACCUCCUCGCGGGUCA